Molecule: messenger RNA, 1162 nt
Organism: Parathielavia appendiculata
Lineage: Eukaryota; Fungi; Ascomycota; Sordariomycetes; Sordariales; Chaetomiaceae
Product: acyl-CoA N-acyltransferase
Exons: 2
Coding region: 350-1030 (226 amino acids)
Molecular function (GO): N-acetyltransferase activity
Source: RefSeq, a predicted model, not a curated record
UUGCUGGAAGGCAAGUUGUUCUCACACCCUUUCAGAUAAGGCGAAGAAAUAUUGGAUUGGCAGAUACGUCGCCGUAUUCUUAUGCUGGCCUAUAGGCUGGUUUUUGGGGCGAUGACAGUCAAGUCUUUCACAAGCUGCUCAGACAUGGCUCGAUUUUUUGAUCGCAUUUGCCGAGCAGUUCCCGAAAGAGGAUGCAGGACGGAAGCCACCUUGAGAAUCGGGAUGAGUUCUCGAAACUGCAACCGCCCAAAUGAUUUCCCACCUACAUCCUCGAAACCACAACCCCCCUAACAACGGGACUUCUCGCCUGAAAGAACCGGACCACUGACACCGAGACUCGCACCCGAGCAUGUCCACCUCAAACGUGUUUCCUCCUUCUACGGAUCCUCUCGCUGAGGCAGGGCCAGUUAAGGAUGCGGUGCGGCCCGUUCGAGUCACCUCUGCCAUGACUCUAUCGGAGAACCCAGAGGCCCCAGCACAGCCUGCCGUCAUCACCAUUGUCCCUGGCUACCGCCCUAGCAUCCUCGCCCGCACUCUCGAGAUGCACAUGGACUGUUAUUACCCGAGAUACGGAUGGGGCCGAGAAUGCGAGGCCGUCUUCUCCCAGGCGCUGGGUGACCUGCUGGCGCGACUCAACAAGCCAAUGAACCAGGUCUGGUCGGCCGUUUCCACGACACCCACGCGGGAUUCUCAGGGCACUGUCACGGAGCGGAUAGUCGGAGCGGUGUACAUUGACGGCGAAUGCUCCAAGAUGGAUGGCGUGGCUCGCCUACGUUUCUUCAUUGUCGAUGAGUCAACCAGGGGCUUGGGUGUCGGCAAGAAGCUCUUCGAAACUGCGAUGGAGUUCGUGAGGGAGACCAACUUCCAUGAGUGCCAGUUGUCAACACUGAGUGACCUGACCGUGGCUAGGAGAUUGUAUGAGGCGGCAGGGUUCAAGGAGGCCGGUGAGAAUUGGGUCGAGGGGCUUGGAAAGGGGCAUUGGCAAAUGAAUUACAUCUGGCGUCGCUCAGAUGAGCCUAAGCAGGCUUGAACACUGGACAUCUGACGUACUUCAAGAACCUGAAUGAAUCGCUCUGUAUAUGUAUGGAACACUUGAGUUUGCAAGACCUGAACGUCAUCUUCAGUAGGAACAAUACCCUGCCUGCCUGCCUGCCAAACACAU